UGGACAGCACAGCCUGGACCCGGGCUCCGGGGGACCCGGCUCGGGGCAGAAAGCAGCCUUUUAUAGCCGGCACGCCGGGCUGCGGCUCACACCUACACACUCCGCUGCCGAGCACAGCGCCGCUGCCGGGACCCACGGCCCCGCCCGCCGCUGCCCAUGGCGCCGCUGCCCCCGCUGCUGCUGCUGCUGCUGCUGCCGGCGGCCGUUUAUAAAGGCACUUUUGGGGAAGCCCGUUUGAGAAAUCGAAGAGGAAUUCUGGAACUGGCCGGAGCCAUCAGAUGCACCACAGGGCGCUCUCCCUUUGCCUACCUGCGCUAUGGAUGCUACUGUGGCCUGGGAGGAAAAGGAUGGCCCAAGGACAGAGUAGACUGGUGCUGCUUCCACCACGACUGCUGCUAUGGGAGGGCAGAACAAGCAGGUUGCCAGCCAAAGACUGAAAGUUACCACUGGGAAUGCAAAGACAAUUCUGCUGUGUGUGACUCGCUAGAAGAUAAAUGUCAAAAAAUGGCAUGUGAAUGUGACCGUGAAGCUGCCAAAUGUUUUUCUAAAGCUCCCUACCACAGAAAAUACCUUUUGUGGCCAGACUUUAUGUGUGGUGAGAUUCAGCCUUUGUGUAGGUAUUAGAUACGUAACUCUUAUAUAUAUAUUUAAAUCUAAAAUUACUUUUUUUUUUUGGCCACAGUAACGGCAAGAAAUUAUUUUCCCCUUUCUUGAUACUCUUUCAUUCCACCUCAGCCUCUCCACCUCAAAAUAUAAAUGUAAAAAAGUAUACAUUUUUCCUGUUCUUUACUUUCUCCCAUGCAUUUAUUAUUGACUAAAUAGAAAUUUGAGUUUAUUAUCUUAAGGAGUAACUGACAAUGUUAAUUUUUGUUUAUAUUCAGAUUCACAGAUUAUUCAGAUUGAUAAUAUUAUUCACUGUGAAUUUUUUAUCCCCCCUUCAAAUCAAACUUCUCGACUAACAGACCUUAGCAUUUGUUAACUUUGAACUGACUGGAAAAAGUUCAUGAAGUGACAGUGUCAGCACAAAGAGCCCUCUCAUCUACAUUAAACACUUACUACAAAGCC
Messenger RNA from Lonchura striata (white-rumped munia), 1065 nucleotides. RefSeq names its product phospholipase A2 group X (gene PLA2G10). The record is from RefSeq and is a predicted model, not a curated record. Gene Ontology annotation, biological process: lipid catabolic process; phospholipid metabolic process; arachidonate secretion. Lineage: Eukaryota; Metazoa; Chordata; Aves; Passeriformes; Estrildidae. Gene Ontology annotation, molecular function: calcium ion binding; phospholipid binding.